Messenger RNA from Elaeis guineensis (African oil palm), 2685 nucleotides. RefSeq names its product putative pentatricopeptide repeat-containing protein At3g08820. Gene Ontology annotation, molecular function: protein binding; RNA binding. The record is from RefSeq and is a predicted model, not a curated record. Gene Ontology annotation, biological process: RNA modification. NCBI's taxonomy places the organism in Eukaryota, Viridiplantae, Streptophyta, Magnoliopsida, Arecales, Arecaceae.
UCUCUAGGUGUGAAUAAGCUUUGCAGAAGACCAGAACCAGAGUUAUUAACAUUAUAUGCAAAAAUCAUAAAGUAAAAUUAGUUGCUCGGGAAAUGGAAGGUUGGCUUUGCCGCCACUAGCCAUUUGGUAGCAUGUCCUCCAUCUCUCCCGCCCUCUCGAAGCUCCAACGCUGCUCCUCCUCCUCUCCACUACCUCCCUCCGACCAACGAACCCUCGCCCUCCUCCUCCUGGACCCCAUCAACUCCACCCACCUACCCCAAAUCCACGCCCGAAUCUUCCGUCUCGGCGCCCACCAAGACAACCUCAUCGCUACCCGCCUCAUCGGACGCCUCCACAUCCCCCUCUCCCUCCGCAUACUCCGCCUCCUCGAUAAGCCCAGCAUCUUCCCAUUCAACGCCGCCAUCCGUGUCCUCUCCGAUGCCGGCCUCCCCCUUCCUGCCCUCUCCCUCUUCAAGUCCCUCAUGCUCCGCUCCCUUUCCCCCAAUGACUUCACCUUCUCGUUCCUCCUCAAGGCCUGCAUAUCCUCCAAAGAGGCUCACCACGUCCGGCAAAUCCAUACCCAUGUCAUCAAAACGGGGUUCGGUUCGAAUUCUUUCGUCUCCAGUGGGCUUCUCUCUGCCUAUGUAAAGGGUGCAGAGGAUGUUGUAUCGGCGCAUAGAUUGUUUGAUGAAAUGCCGGAGAGGAAGUUGGUUUGUUGCUGGACCUGUUUGGUUGCUGGAUAUGCUCAAUCUGGAAGGUCGGAGGAAGCUUUGAAGCUUUUUCUGAGAAUGGUGAAGGAGAAUUUGAGGCCGGAGGAUGAUACCAUGGUAAGCGUCCUGUCUGCAUGUUCAAACCUCAAGGCUGUAGAUCUUGAGAACUGGGUGAAUAUAUUCAUGGAAUUUGGCGUCAGUCCUGAUAAUGUUUCAUGUGAUUCACUGAACACUGUUCUUAUUUAUCUGUAUGGAAGGUGGGGGAAGAUUGAGAAAGUUAAAGAAUUAUUCGAUAGGAUGAUUGGGAGAGGAAGGGAAACUGUAAGCAUUGUGGCAUGGAAUGCCAUGAUCGGUGGGUAUGUCCAAAACAGUCUGCCGAUUGAGGCUUUGGAUCUUUUUCAUAAAAUGCUUGCUGUUUCGAGACCCAAACCUAACCAUGUUACGAUUGUUAGCGUGCUCUCAGCUUGUGCUUUGGUGGGUGAUUUGGAACUUGGGAGAUGGGCUCAUGAAUAUGUGAAAUUGAAUGGUUGUAAAGGGGUUCUCGAAUCAAAUAGGAUUCUAGCAACUGCUUUCAUAGACAUGUAUUCCAAGUGUGGGAGUUUGGAGGAGGCUAAGAAGGUAUUUGAUGGAAUGGCCAUAAAGGAUGUGGUCUCUUUCAAUGCCAUGAUCAUGGGUCUUGCCACAAAUGGUCAAGGAGAAGAGGUUCUGAGGCUCUUCUCUGAAAUGGAGAAGUCUGGUGUACAGCCCAAUGAUGGGACUUUCUUGGGUUUACUGUGUGCAUGCACCCAUUCAGGAUUGGUGGAUGAAGGGCAAAUGCUUUUCAAAGAUAUGUACCAGAAGUAUUUAGUCACACCAAAUUUAGAACACUAUGCCUCUUUUGUCGAUCUCCUUGCACGGGCCAGCCAUGUUGAAGAGGCUCUUGAGGUUGUUAAGACUAUGCCAAUCAAGCCUAAUGGCCUUGUGUGGGGUGCAUUGCUAGGAGCAUGCUUGGUUCAUUCAAGAGUUGAUGUCGCUCAAGAUGUAGCCAGAAAACUUGUUGAUGUGGACCCUGAAAACUCUGCUGGUUAUGUUAUGUUGUCUAAUGCAUAUGCAAUCCAUCAUAGUUGGGGCAACAUUGUCAAGUUGAGAGAAUUGAUGAAGGUGAGAGGCAUCAGAAAGCAACCAGGUUGCAGUUGGAUCAGUGUCAAUGGAGUUGUGCAUGAAUUUCAAGUGGGAUCUAUAUCACACCCUCAAUUAGAGAAGUUGCACUGUCUGUUGGCUUCUUUGUCUCAGGAAAUGAAAUUGAUGGGUUGUUAGAUGGAAAGAGUCUACUGAAGGUUGGGUACAAAUGAGCAUAGAAGUGGAUUCACAGGGAUGCUAUCAACUCCAAAGCAGUCUCUUUGGUGUCAACAAAAUGCCUUUUGAACAUCAACUUGCUUUUGAGAAAAUCUGAAUUCCUAGACCCUGCAAAUACAAAGCUUCCUCAAGAUUAUCUUUAUCCCACCGGCUUAGAGCCAAAAUCCUUGGGAAGUCAUACAUGACAAAGUGGUUGGUCUACUUUGAUUCGAAGCGGCUGCACUGCAUCGAGUGAUGAAGCUGUAAUCUAGAUACUGAAUUCUUCUGCAAGAGGAUAGCUUUGGCAGCCUGGGUGGUGGAGCGGAAGGGUGGGACUCCCUCAAAGGCUGUUAGGCCAUUUUCCAAUGGAACCAACGGAGCAUCCAGCAGCUUCCUUCUGCCUGCAUGGUAAAAAGUUCCGAGGUGGGAGGAUUUCAGAUCAUCUAAGGUGUGCAACGCAUGGAUCACCACAUCACCAUUCAUCUGGGAAACUGAGCACUCUCUCUCACUUGGGAAACUGAGCUCUCUGCAUCAUGAGGCGUUCAUCAUUCUUUUUCACUGCUUGGGCAUGCAUCUUUUAAUUGGUCAUGGAUCUUAACCUUUAUAUUGAUACUUAAAAGUGCUGACAGAAUAUAAUUUGAUUUGCUUUACCAGAAUAAGCUGCAUCAGAUUUUAGACUUUG